Messenger RNA from Dermacentor albipictus, 8122 nucleotides. RefSeq names its product CUB and sushi domain-containing protein 3-like. The record is from RefSeq and is a predicted model, not a curated record. NCBI's taxonomy places the organism in Eukaryota, Metazoa, Arthropoda, Arachnida, Ixodida, Ixodidae.
AGCAUUGCACGUGAAUCGAAUGGCCCGCGCUGUGUGUUGUGGUUCUACGGUCCUACAAAUGCCGACACGGGGUUCGUGCAUAAUGUUAUUGCUAGCGUAUUUGGCUCCACGUCAGAGUUAAAUCCUACACAGAAGCGUUACGAAAGUACCAACGAGUGCAGAAACGUGACAAAUUUGAAAGGAGGGAUUUCAUGAAGGAACUUCUGAACUUCCUCCAUGAAUUGAGUGCUGCGACGGCAGCGCCACUAAAGUAAUUUCUCUAUGCAGCUACGAAACAACGGCGAAGAGUUUGCUUGUGCGUUGUUAAAAGUCCUGCUUCGGUACGGGUACGGGUUGCGGUCUGCGCGAACUAAUGGGUCGGCGGCGGCGGCGGCACGUAAUCGCCCUCAAACGCACGGCUCAGCAAAAUUGAUCCUCAUGUUUCCGUGUCGGACAAGACGAGUGUGUUGGGGCGCCCGGAAACGAAACCCCGAUCGUGCGUGACUCCCGGGAGGGGAACACAGCGAGGCCGUGUUCGAACUGUCGGGUUGGUAGAAGGUCCCCCUUCGCUGCGCGACCAACGCGACGACGCCACUGGACUCGCCUUCGACGUGCCGCCCCAAGAGGCGACGAUGCGGGGACGCCUUCGUGCCGUGACGACGGUCCACCGGUAGCGUGACACCUUUGAAUUGGUGGCUGCAACGGUGGCAGUGACAGCGGCAAUAUGCAGUCGUGGAGGUGGCAUGUCAUCCUCCUGCAGAUCAUGCUUCUCCUCGUCCUGCUGGCGUUGCUUGCAGUGGCCGAUUGCAGCUGGGAUGACCUGACGGAGGACACGCAUCACUAUGAAGGCAACUACACUACGAAGGCCUUCAAGAAGACAUUCAAGGAUGGGGAGAUCGCUCCUUACAAGUGUCAAAAUGGCUAUACCGUCUCCGGCCUUUAUUCAGGACCCCACGUACCGAACGCCACCUGCCGCGGCAACAAAUGGGAGUAUGAUUCAAGGAAUCUGGUGUGCAAGGCCGUAAGUUGCGGUCAUCCGUGCCCGGGUGGUUCCUGUCGAAAUGGGGCAGUCAACCCGCCCGUGUUUAACUUCCCUAAUUUUGUGAACUUCACCUGCAACCCGGGCUACCACUUGGUAACACACGACGACCAAAAGUGGGAUCCAAGCUACCAAGUCUACUGCACGUCUAGUGGCAAAUGGAGCCGUCCGGCGCCCAAGUGUGUAGAGGUGGUGUGCCCACAGCCCACUCCCAUUGCCAAUGGCCAGGUCAGCCCAUCGAAGCCAAUCUUCCGAGAAAACGACGCUAUCCAGUACACCUGCGAUCAGCCCUACACGCUGAAUGGGGAUGCCACACGCCGAUGCCAGAACGAUGCCACGUGGUCUGGCGAUGAGCCAAGUUGUGAGGGUCGUCGAAAACAUGGGGAAUAUUGGACUCCAAAUGUGAUUGAUGAGCGUUGCCCGCCACCAAAGCUGCCAUUCGGAGAAAUUAAAACCAAUGGUGAUUACGGGGUCGGGGCCCACAUCGUCUACGUCUGCGAUGACGGCCAGCGAGGGGCUGCCCGGUGCGGCGAUAACCUCAAGUGGAGUCCAGAUCCACCACUGUGCACGGACACAAAGCAAAAACCAACACCAGCACCACCAGCGCCAUCGCCUCCACCCCGUCCUCCGCCAACUACAACUGCUAGUACACCUUUACCAGCAACACAGUGUAGCCCACUGUCAAGUCCAACCAACGGCAAGCUGUUCAGCAGUGACGGCUUCAAAAUCAAUGCGUCCGUCCUCUUUACCUGCGACGAAGGCUACACCUUGCACGGGCCUGCAAUGCUCCUGUGCAGGUCGACAGGCGUAUGGGAUCCUCUAACGACACCAACAUGCACUGCACCUCCGCCAUGGAUCAUCAUACUCAGCGUCUGUCUCGCAGUUCUCGCGUCUCUCGUGCUGUGCUGCCUAGGAUUUUUUUACAUCAUGCGACGGAGACGGCGGCAUACGCCUCCACCUCGUAGCUACAGGCGGCAGAUACGAAAGCCGGGACCGUACGAUGCAAUAUCCAACGACGAGGUGGCGAGGCUGGGAAAGCCAUUUCCUGUGACGAGCUUAUGAGCCGUGCGCAAUGUGGCGCGCGUUGACAGACUGGCGACCUGCAGGCUAUCGCUGCUCAGUGGCCUGUCCCCAACAGAUUGUCAGGCCAUUAGCUUUCAACAUCAACUUGUUGGUCAGCGGGCAUGAAAACUGGAGGCCAUGGUUUCUUGUCCAGCAUUUGUGAGCAGUGUGUGACUGUCUUUGUGUGAUUAAGUGAAUAGCAGACCGGGUGUGUAGCACGAGUUGAGCUAACAUGGAAUAGUUGGCGUUGUCGCACUGCUUUGAGCAUCUAGGUGCAUAGGUGUCAUGGUUUUGCCUCAAGUCAUUUUCAUUCGUAUGGUCGCCAACAGAGUGUCGCAUAUCUGCGGGCAGACUGGAGCUGUUUUUGCGGCAUUGCGAUGGAAGCGUUGGGCUGCUAAGCGUGGUGACGUGUUGCCAAAGUGCUCAGUUUGUUUAAGGAUACGCGGUCUGUGAUGGCUUAAGCCUGAAAAAAAUUAGGUGACCCACUCUCAUCUAUAGUAAUGCAUCCUGGUUUUGAACUAUGUACUUUCUGCUACUUGAUCACCCGGUUUCAUACACGUGAAAUGGGCAUGCUGGCUUAGGAUUACAAGAAGCAGCCAUGUGCAGCCAGUGGGCUUUAUUCUCUCACAUAUGUGCAGGUAUGUGAAAUUCAUGAAUGGAAUAUCUUGUAGCUGACUUGAAAAGCAGCAGCAAGGAUUGCAUGGUGCACAACGUAAUGUAUCAUUGAAGUUGACUGGCUUAGCUGCUAUUAUAAGCAGACUGAUAUCUGCCUUCUAGUGAAAUUUACUUUCGCUGCUGUCUGAACUCCACGUUGUAGAGCAAGGAGUCUUAAGUUUAAAGGGCUGAAGGAUUAGGAGAAAGUCCUCUUAUUAGGUCCCAUUGGUCCUGUUACAUUUAAGCUUAAGUGGUGACUUGCCUAAGACUGCCAGUAGCACGCAAGCAGAAAGUUACCUGCAUAUCUCAUUGCAUUAUUGCUGUAGCGCUCACUGUAUCAACAUUCAUCUGUGCUAUAUGUGUAGUGCCGGUAAUGUCCUUAGUACUCAGCCAUGAAAGUAAAUCGUGGCUACCAGCAUUUCUGUUAAGAACCACCAGCCGUUAGUCAGCAAAUUGAGCACAACAGAGGUGUUUUGCAUAAUGACUUACCUCAACACACUGUACAGGUACCUGUUACAAGGGUCAUUGAUUUACUGCCACUCCGACCUGAAAACAAAGCGAGGCAUAUUUUUGCUGGGAGUGCUAGCAAAAGCAAAAGCCAACAGUGUUGUGGUUAGGGUUGUGACUUUUGCAACAGUGAGAGACUGGAAUGUGGGUUGUAAGCAUACAGGGUACGGAGGAGGGCCAUUGCAUUAUUGUUUUGAACAAGCACCACACAUUCAAACUAAAUAAAAAGCAAUGUUUCGGUAACCUUUAAUGCAAUGCGAGUUGUCAGCUGAACUAGCGAGUUGCAUUACCAUGCACAGCAUACAAGACAUUUAAUUGAGGGCAGAUAAAAAUCGGCACAUAGCUGUUGAAGUUUUACCAAAUUGUUGCCGAUGUGUAAGUAUAGUUUACUCAUUUUACUUUGCCUUCUAAUGCACUCAAUCUACCGAUAAUUCUUGUCGCAACAUAUUCAUUAAUCAUCCAACCAGGACUAGGGACAGAUUGGUAUAGGUUGAACUGGCAACUGUUACCAUCUACAAGAAACUGUACCAGCUGAAAACCAAACAGGUAGCAACCCUACUCAUGAUAGCUUUGGAAUUAUGACACCACAACACUGAGAAUGCAUCGCAUUGAACUAUUAUGUGGAAAUGGGAGCAGUUCAAGAACUGGUGAGCUAAUUAUUUCUGCUACAGUCUUGGAGGCUGUCUGAAGCAGCAUUCCUGCUGCUGGAUCUAUUCGUAAUCAACAACAUGCAUUGCUUUCUGUGCAUUGACCAUAGCAUUCUGGAGAAGCUACAGUUAUCUUGUGAGGAGUGGUGAUGUUACAUUUGCUUGUCAAAUAUGUUUUUUCAUUCAUUGCCUUUCUUACUGCACCUUCCAGAUUUUUAUUUUUUGCACAGCAUCCUGCUUUCGAUAGUGUUUUUGUCUUUCCGGUAAAGCAUUUACUGCGUUUUACAUGCAUUUGCUGCACUUGCCAAAACACUGCCUUUUCUGGAGAUGGUGUUCCCGCUUGCAUUAAUUCUUUUUCUAGUCUCGCAAAAGUCUGGUUCAACGUUUAUUUCAUUGUUUCUGUCUUUUACAAACUAUUCUCUCGGUCAUUGUGAAAAUAUAGUAAAGUCAGACUAUACCCAACAUCACUGUACUUGCAUAAAAAAAAAAGUUAGAAAUUGAAAAAUUGCAUAGUAUUGAUCCCUUUAAUCACCAUUUUCCUUUCAAAUUACUCUCAUUACUUUAUUGAUGCUGUGCUGUUAAUGCAUUUUUGUAAAUAAGCCUGGACUAUGUGUAGGAAACUACAGAGAGAGGGUGAUAUUGAAGGAAGGAAAUGCAGGCAGAUUAACUAGACUUUCUAGAGUUUUCUACGCAACGCAUGAAGAGGGAGAUGAGGGAGUGAAAGAGAGAGAUGCUAGUAUAUCUACAGUCCGGCCCUCAAGUAUGUCACCUCCACGUACCACAGAGGGCCAGGCUCCGGCGAUCAUUGCUUUGGCAAAGGGUUCAUCGUCCUGCAGGGAAUUACAGAAUCACUUCAGAGUCAAAGGGCUCUUUCGAAGGUUGUUUUUUUAAAUGAGCAAUGCUGAUGUAAAUUCUGUGCUGCAGUGUAAGAAAUGAAGCACCUCAACACAUUCAUGCUUGUUCAAAUGCCUUUCUGAUGCUUGUACAUACCUCUGUGUUAUGCUAACCAAUCUAGAUGUACUCUGCUUACAAUGUUCAUUUUGCGCCGCAUAUUCCUGCACCAUCGGGCUUGAAAAUCUCGUGCUGGUUUUCUGUAGAGUGGUGAAAUUUGUCAGGAUGGGUCAAAUGCAUGUUACGUUAUGCCCAGAACCGGAACCAGAUGGGAAAAGUUCUAAAGGUGUUCACACUUAAAAGUUGGCCUUGGUCUCAUGACACUCAUGAAAGAAAGAUUCGUACAUGUGACCACUGUAAGCAACGAAUGAUUACCAAGUUUUCAGAGUACCGGGCUGAAAUAGUGUAAUUACUUAUUCUAUUUUAGUGUCAUUCCUUAUCGGGCUUCAUCAGUGGCCAGAGCAGCACUCUGCCCACAUUGUCAACAGGAUAUCGCCAGGCUGUGAAUGGGGGAUGAUAAGAGUUGCAUAGAAUUUUGCAGAAGGAAUUGGUACAUUAUACUAUCGCGCUUAUGUUCUAUGUGUGUGCCAAAACAUUAUAUACCAGGUUACCUGUUUUAAUGGAAAUAGACUUGUAGUUAUAUCUACAACAGGAGAUAUAAGUCUGCUUCUAAUAAAAUAAAUGACCUAGUAUAUAAUGUCACUGUUAAGACGUGGGCCAGAAUAAUGUAACGAUUCUAUUUCAGUACUAUUCUUUGUCCUUUGUUAGGGGUCCAUACAUGGGCCUCUGCCCACGUUAUCUCUAAGAUCAGCCACUUGUGUAUGCUGGAUGAUGAGAAAGGAAUAGAAUGAAGUGAAAGGAACCUGUAUGUUAUGCCAACGAUUGAUUGAUCCAGGCAGACAUAUAAUGCCUGCCAUUCUUUGUGACGGGGGAGGGGAAAAAAAGAACCACCUUUUUAGAAAAUGACUACUACCUUAAGCACGGACCUGCGAGACCUUUAGUGAUAGCUCAUGAACUUUCUUUCCCUUCGAUUUACUUUGUGUUCAAGCAUACCAUGACAUACUGUGAAUAGGGACUGUUUUUUUUUUUUUUUCAUUUAUUUCCCAAGAAUCUGUACUCGGAGAGCUCUGUGGAACUAGACUGUGUCACGUUUUAGGAACGCUUAGAAUAGGCAUUAAAGCGCGACACUGAAGGAAAGGUGGAGGCAGGGUAAUGAUAUUGCCUCCUCUUUCCUCUGCCCUGAACAAUGUGCUGGUCGGUAAUUUUUGGAGCCCCUGUUUUAUUGUCCCCUGUUUGCAUAUGAAAGCUCCUACAGCAGUCAGUUGUCCACCUGGUUUUGUCAUGAAGUGCCCAAGUAUCGCUUACUACAGUAACCUUUGUGCGAGAUCGUUUCCUGUGUUUGCACAAGCAGCAUCUUUGGGGCUCGUUCACACCAACUACUCAGAGAGGCCACCUGACCAGCCGCAACUGUCGAUCAAGGAGCGACUUUUGGUGAUUGAUGUUCAUACCGGCAAGUGCGACUUUUCCAUCGCCGCACUGAAACACCUUGCGAUUGGUGCCCUUCGUGUCUGCUUACACUGCCAUAGCAAUGUAAAAUAAACGUCAGUGUGUGCAGAUGUCCUGUGCCGCCGAUUGGUUCAGCAGCUUUGCAACUGCAGUCGCGCAACUGACCCAAAACAGUUGCUUUCAACCAUAGUGACAAUUUAUGACUACUUGCAACUGGUCGCUUAGCAGCCAACUUGGUCGCACAACCUCUUCAAGUCACUGGUGUGAAUGGGCCUUUAGUGUUUGUAAUAUACACACUUGUCGCAGACCUUUGCUCCUAUGUCGUGGCAUCAAUGUUCCUGCCGCAUCUUGUGCCUUGCGCUUGUGCCUUGCGCUUGUGCCUUUAAGAGCGGACGUUUCCACUUUUUGUAAAGAAACUCUUUGCAGGUGCCACAGGUGGCAUUAGCAGCGUGUGUUGACAAGUUUAGCACAGUUCAGUGGAUGUGGCUUAUGUGCGAACUCGUCACAAGCAUUGUCGUAGCUUGUAGCCACACAUUCUAGAUGUGUGAAACUUUUCUACUGCAGGUAAUUUGAAAGCACAUAACGCAAAUUGUGUUGAGCUGGAAUCUCUGAUAAGCUCGACAGUUUCAAGUCCUUGAUUUAGCUGUAAAUUGAAUGCACAAUUGUCAAGCCACAUGACUGAUAAGAUACAGAUAUCCAAAGUCCCUUUGUGUUUUUAUUGAAUGAAGUUCAGCAUGAUUAUUAUGAAACUUUAUAUGAGCUAGCCGAAACAUGCUUACUUAGGUGAUUUGGCCAGUAUUUUGUGUACGUUUCACCCUGUUGCAAAGAUUUUUUUAUAUGACGAAAAUGUUUUUCUUCUUAAGAAUCUCAAUUCCUGUCUUCAUAUUUUUUCUGUAUAAGGGAUGGCAGGACAAACAAAUGUGUUCUGAUAUUUUGUGUGCGUAUGUGUUUGCGAACAUCUGGAGUGAUGUCCAUCAGGCACGUAUCUUCUGAAUUGUUAGUGUGGUUCCACCAAUGCCUAUAAGUUCGCACUUGGUGUUGUGCUGUCCUUCAGUUAAAAAAAUUUCAGAAAGAUUUUUCUAAUAUUUCUCCUAUUACCAAAUAAUUUUCUGCGGAGUGAUUAUGUGUAGAAUAUCUUGUGCCAUACCAAACAUUUCAAGCUGGUUUUUUUUUUUUGGCCUACUUUGCACAUUUCAUCGCAACCAUCCUUGACGUCCUUUUUGUUCAACACAUGGCAUGCUCACUUGUGUGCGUUAGCACUGGUUACAUCACUUCUUGAAUGGCCAUGUGCACCUUCUAGCAAGUAACUUGCGAUUGUGAAUCGUGUGUGAUCUUUGCGGCAAUGCUUUCAUUCGCCCUCCCUGCUAUGAUAUAGCCCUGUUUUCAAUGAGCCUACAUGAUCCACACAUGUGUGCAACCAUAUCAUGCUGGGUUCAUAGUCUGUGACACGUUGCGCUCAGAGCAUUGAGGGCAUUAUUAAUACCGGUGUCACACAGCCACUUUGGGUCCACGAUUGAGCUUGAUUGCCAUAGAAUUUCUCAAUUGCAAUUGGCUCCUUUGCGCAUGUUUUAGAAAGGAGCCAAUCAUGAGCGAGAAAUUCUCCUGAUCGUGCUCGAUCGUGAUCCGAAGUUACCUGUGCGGCCGGGGGCUAUGAGAUUUGCUGUACACUCGAAAAGCUUGCAUUGUGGCAGAGCAAUGUUCGAGUUGGUGCGUUCCAAGGCGAGUGCCGGCUUGUGGUGCUUAAUUCAAAUUCUGUUCUUGCUUGCACUGUGUGCAGGCUGCCCCCGCCGAACGUACAAAAGUGUAGUAAAAAAAACAACGAAAAUUACAUCAGUGU